AUGACCGACGCUUAUAUAGCUGGAUAUUCGAACAAUUACGAUACCCGUCACAUCCUUCACUUUUGUUUCAUCCAUCUUGCCCUGCGCCUCCUCGAGCCAGAGUUGUGCUCACCCCCUUCCUUUCCCGUCGGUGUUGGACUGACCGCACGUUACGUUAUAGCCGACUCGUUUCCGCCCAUUCCAGACCCCUUGACUGCGCCUUUCCCGUCAUUUCCUAUGCCUAUGCCCAUGCCUGAGAUCAGCGUGCAAAUGCCAGACGCUGACGUCCCGUACGGGCAGCCAUAUGCCUCUGAAUACGGCUCUGAGGCUUCUGAGCAUCUCGCCUCUGAGUGCCCAUACACCCCCAAGUACCCAUACACCCCGGAGUACUUAUAUCCACUCCAACAGUCUCAGCAACCAUAUUAUCUCCCUCCUCACGCGUCAGUGCCACUUAACCACGCUGAUCUGCCUGAACCGUGGGUCCCAAAUGUUCCGGAGCAAUCAGAUGAGGAAGAAGUUGACCCCAAAACUAGGCCUAUUGACUUCCCUACCCCUGAUCAUGUGCAAGCGAGAGCAUCUGUUUCGCGCAGGCCUUCGGCCCUACAGCGUUUCGCUUCCUUCCUAGGACUAAGGCACAAGGAAUCGACAACCUCACGUCAUUCCUGA
Suillus bovinus is the source of this 645-nucleotide messenger RNA. RefSeq lists its product as uncharacterized. The record is from RefSeq and is a predicted model, not a curated record. The coding region runs from base 1 to 645 and encodes 214 amino acids. The transcript has 2 exons. Lineage: Eukaryota; Fungi; Basidiomycota; Agaricomycetes; Boletales; Suillaceae.